Messenger RNA from Perkinsus marinus ATCC 50983, 967 nucleotides. RefSeq lists its product as hypothetical. The transcript is spliced from 6 exons. Gene Ontology annotation, molecular function: RNA binding. NCBI's taxonomy places the organism in Eukaryota, Perkinsozoa, Perkinsida, Perkinsidae. The record is from RefSeq and is a predicted model, not a curated record. Bases 1 to 936 code for a protein of 311 amino acids.
AUGUUCUUUAUGGAUAAGGCUAAGGACAAGAGAGACAAGGCUGCUAUGAAGGAUGCAACAGGUACCGAGAAACUCACCAUAUUCGGAGCUCAACGAAGCCGUCGUGGAGCCCUACUGAAGGUGAUGUCGUCGGUUGAAACUAAGAACCCUGGAUGGUUCACAGAUGGCUGCACGGAGAAGCGCCAUAAGGACGUGAAGGGCUUCGCUACUGACAGGCUGUAUCUCUCAUCGGAUGAUCUCUCCUAUGCUUUGGGUAAGCGAGGAACUACUAGGAAGAAGUUGGCCGCUGCUUCUGGGUGUAUAUUGGAGUAUGUGGGCCAGUGGUGCUUCAUGGCUGGCACUGAGGCGCAGAGGGAGAGGUGCCGUAAGUACUUGAAGUGGUUGACGGCACAAAGGCAUGGACCUGUUAGUCUUGGUAGUAGAGACUUGAGGGGAAGAGAUGACUGGGAUAGAGUUGAAGUGAAGAGGGAGCUACGCUCGCAGUUGGCUGGUAAUCGUGGUCAAGAACUGAGGCGUGUCGAAGAGGACACCAGCACGUUCUGUUUCAUGGCAUAUAAUGAGGAUAAGAGCGAUGAAAGGCUGUUGGUGUUUGGGUAUAGUCAGGCCAAUAGGGAGAGGGCUAUACGCCAGAUUGAAGAGCUUCUACGACAAUUUGAGUACGGUAGAGGAGGGUAUGAUGAUGAUUACUCGUAUGGAGGCUCGCGAGGGGGGUACAAUGACAGGGGUGGCGGCUCGUCGUACUAUGGUGGUGGUCGUGGUGGUGACAGUUAUUAUGGGAGGGGUGACAGUUAUUAUGGUGGCCGUAGAGGAGGUGACUGGUGGGGUAGCGGUUCGAGAGAUCGUAGGGAUAGUGGUUAUAAUAGAGGGGGUAACAGGAGGUCUCGAUCGGCUUCCUAUGGUGAUUAUAGGGAGAGCAGGAAGAGAGACUACUAUUAAAAUGGAGCACUCUGUUAUAGGGCAUUAACGU